Molecule: messenger RNA, 12119 nt
Organism: Alligator mississippiensis (American alligator)
Lineage: Eukaryota; Metazoa; Chordata; Crocodylia; Alligatoridae
Gene: MON2
Product: MON2 homolog, regulator of endosome-to-Golgi trafficking
Exons: 35
Coding region: 110-5260 (1716 amino acids)
Source: RefSeq, a predicted model, not a curated record
AGGGGCGGGGCUGGAGGUUUCCGGCGCCGCCGCGCAGACGUGUCCGGGCGGGCCUGCGGAGCCAGGCGCUGCCCCCUGCUCGGCCGGGGCCGGUGGCGCUGCCGCCGCCAUGUCCGGCACCACCAGCCCAGAGGCGGUGAAGAAGCUGCUGGAAAACAUGCAGGGCGACCUGCGCGGCCUCAGCCUCGAGUGCCGCAAGAAAUUCCCGCCCGUCAAGGAGGCUGCUGAAUCAGGAAUAAUAAAAGUUAAAACAAUAGCUGCACGAAACACCGAUGUUCUGGCAGCAUUGAAAGAGAACAGCUCAGAGGUAGUUCAGCCCUUUCUAAUGGGUUGUGGAACAAAGGAACCAAAGAUCACACAGCUGUGUCUAGCAGCCAUACAGAGACUCAUGUCACAUGAAGUUGUUUCAGAGGCUGCAGCUGGGAAUAUUAUUAAUAUGCUUUGGCAGCUGAUGGAAAAUAGUCUUGAAGAACUCAAAUUACUUCAGACAGUUCUUGUGCUUCUAACAACAAAUACUGUUGUGCAUGAUGAAGUACUGUCCAAGGCAAUUGUCCUUUGUUUUCGACUGCACUUCACAAAAGAUAAUAUCACAAAUAACACAGCUGCAGCUACAGUGCGACAAGUAGUUACUGUUGUUUUUGAGAGAGUGGUUGCCGAAGAUGAACGAUACAAAGAUGUUACCGAACAGCCAGCGACAGUUCAAGGAAACAGUAACAGAAGAUCAGUCAGUACCCUGAAACCAUGUGCUAAAGAUGCUUAUAUGCUUUUUCAGGAUCUUUGCCAGCUGGUUAAUGCUGAUGCUCCCUACUGGUUAGUGGGUAUGACGGAAAUGACUCGGACAUUUGGCCUUGAACUUCUUGAGUCUGUACUCAAUGAUUUUCCACAAGUGUUUUUACAACAUCAAGAAUUUAGUUUCCUUCUUAAAGAGAGAGUUUGUCCUCUUGUGAUAAAGCUCUUCUCCCCAAAUAUCAAAUUUAGACAGGGUUCCAGCUCAUCAUCUUCCCCAGCUCCUGUGGAGAAACCAUAUUUUCCUAUCUGCAUGCGCCUGCUGAGAGUAGUUUCUGUUUUGAUCAAGCAGUUUUACAGUUUGCUGGUAACAGAAUGUGAGAUCUUUCUGUCACUGUUAGUAAAGUUUCUGGAUGCAGACAAACCACAGUGGCUAAGAGCUGUUGCAGUAGAAUCUAUCCACAGGCUGUGUGUGCAGCCUCAGCUUUUAAGAUCAUUUUGUCAGUUCUAUGAUAUGAAGCAACAUUCUACCAAGGUUUUCCGUGAUAUUGUGAAUGCACUGGGAUCAUUCAUUCAGUCAUUGUUCCUUGUACCAAAUACGGGGAAUACAUCAGCUACAACGAAUCAGACAGGAGGCAAUACACCUGGUGGGACUGCCUCAGCACAGACCAACCCAGGAAUACUGGGAAUGGGUGGAGGUGCAACUGUAUUACCUGCAUUUGAAUAUAGAGGUACCUGGAUACCGAUCCUUAAUGUAACAGUCCAGGGCAGUGCUAAAGCUACCUACCUAGAAAUGCUGGACAAGGUCGAGCCACCUACUAUUCCUGAAGGUUAUGCCAUGUCCGUGGCAUUCCACUGUUUGCUUGAUCUUGUUCGAGGUAUCACUACCAUGAUUGAAGGGGAGUUGGGACAGGCUGAAACAGAUGGUCAGACUAUGGCUGAAACAACUUCAUCACCAGCACAAUCUUCAGACCAGCAGUCGGUAUCUGACCAAACUGACAAGGAGCUAGUUAGCAGAGCUGUCUGGGAAGAAAUGGUGAAUGCAUGUUGGUGUGGCCUUCUAGCUGCACUGUCGCUGCUUCUUGAUGCCAGCACGGAUGAAGCUGCCACAGAAAAUAUUUUAAAAGCAGAACUGACCAUGGCUGCACUUUGCGGAAGACUGGGUCUUGUAACCUCAAGAGAUGCCUUUAUCACUGCCAUUUGCAAAGGCUCCUUGCCUCCUCAUUAUGCUCUGACUGUACUGAACAGCACAACUGCAGCUCUUUCCAAUAAAACAUAUUCCAUUCAGGGGCAGAAUGUUCAGAUGAUCAGUCCAUCAAGUGAGUCUCACCAGCAAGUUGUAGCAGUUGGACAACCACUUGCUCUGCAGCCACAGGGAACAGUAAUGCUGACUUCAAAAAAUAUCCAGUGCAUGAGGACAUUGCUUAACUUGGCUCACUGCCAUGGAGCUGUUCUUGGUACAUCAUGGCAACUAGCCCUGGCUACUCUCCAGCAUCUUGUUUGGAUUCUGGGAUUAAAACCUGGUGUUGGGGGUGCCUUAAAACCAGGAAGAGCUGUAGAAGGACCCAGCACAGUUCUAACUACUGCAGUUAUGACUGAUCUGCCAGUUAUAUCCAACAUACUUUCAAGACUAUUUGAAAGUUCACAGUACCUUGAUGAUGUGUCUUUACAUCAUUUAAUAAAUGCCCUUUGCUCCUUGUCUCUGGAAGCCAUGGAUAUGGCGUAUGGAAAUAAUAAGGAACCAUCUCUUUUUGCUGUUGCUAAAUUGUUGGAAACAGGAUUAGUUAACAUGCACAGGAUUGAGAUUCUGUGGAGACCUCUGACUGGUCACCUCCUGGAGGUCUGUCAACAUCCGAACUCCAGAAUGAGGGAAUGGGGAGCAGAAGCAUUAACUUCUCUCAUUAAAGCAGGGCUGACAUUUAACCAUGACCCUCCAUUAUCACAAAAUCAGAGGCUCCAAUUGCUUUUGUUAAAUCCAUUGAAGGAACUGUCAAAUAUUAACCAUCCUGAUAUUAGGAUCAAGCAGCUGGAGUGUGUAUUACAGAUUUUGCAAAGCCAGGGUGACAGUCUAGGACCAGGCUGGCCAUUAGUGCUUGGAGUCAUGGGAGCAAUCAGAAGUGAUCAAGGAGAGUCCUUAAUACGGACUGCAUUCCAGUGUCUUCAGUUGGUUGUGACAGAUUUUCUACCAACAAUGCCGUGCACUUGCCUACAGAUAGUUGUUGAAGUUGCAGGAAGCUUUGGACUUCACAAUCAAGAGCUAAACAUUAGCUUAACUUCAAUUGGUUUGUUGUGGAAUAUUUCAGACUAUUUUUUCCAACGAGGUGAGAUCAUUGAAAAGGAACUGAACAAAGAGGAAGCAGUAUUGCAAAAGCAAGCAGAAGAGAAGGGAGUGAUGUUAAAUCGUCCUUUCCACCCUGCACCACCAUUUGACUGCCUUUGGUUAUGCCUGUAUGCCAAGUUGGGGGAACUCUGUGUAGAUCCACGACCAGCAGUUAGAAAGAGUGCUGGACAGACAUUAUUUUCUACAAUUGGUGCUCAUGGAACUUUACUCCAACAUUCAACAUGGCACACAGUUAUAUGGAAGGUUCUGUUUCAUUUGUUGGAUCGUGUUCGAGAGUCUUCCACUACAGCUGACAAAGAGAAAAUUGAAUCAGGAGGGGGCAAUAUCCUCAUUCAUCAUUCCAGGGAUACAGCAGAGAAACAAUGGGCAGAGACAUGGGUAUUAACUUUGGCUGGUGUUGCAAGAAUAUUCAACACAAGGAGAUACUUAUUGCAGCCUUUAGGAGACUUUUCCAAAGCCUGGGAUGUUCUUCUUGAUCACAUCCAGUCAGCAGCCCUCAGCAAAAAUAAUGAAGUUUCUUUGGCUGCUCUGAAAAGUUUUCAGGAAAUUUUACAGAUUGUUUCCCCUGUUCGAGACUCAGAGAAACCUGAUACACCACCUGCUAUUAACGUUUCUGUACCUGUUGUCAUAGGGGCAAUGACUGCUACUAGUCUGGGCAGAUCAUUCAUGAGAACUGACUCCAUAGGAGAAAGAAUUGGAAGAUAUAAUGCAUCUGAGCCACCUAUAAUAACAGAUGAAAUAGAGGAUUUGAAUCUUUGGUGGGCUGCUUGGAACACCUGGUAUAGGAUUGGCUCCGAAAGUACAAAGCCUCCAAUUACUUGCGAUAAAUUGACCUUCAUCCCCAGCCAGCCUUUUCUCACAGCUUUAAUUCAGAUAUUCCCAGCUCUAUACCAGCACAUCAAAACUGGUUUCAGCAUGGAUGAUCUCCAAAAGCUGGGUGUCAUUUUACAUGGUGCUGUUUCAGUUCCUAUCAGUUCUGAUGCCUCCCCUUUCAUCCUUCCAUCUUACACCGAAGCAGUUUUGACAAGUUUACAAGAAGCGGUACUUACGGCUUUAGAUGUCCUACAGAAGGCCAUAUGUGUAGGUUCAGAAAAUAUGCAGAUAAUGUAUCCAGCAAUCUUUGACCAGCUACUAGCUUUUGUAGAAUUCUCCUGUAAGCCUCCACAGUAUGGGCAGCUGGAAACGAAACACAUUGCAAAUGCAAAAUAUAAUCAGAUACAACUAUUUGCACCGGCAGAAUGGGUAGCAUUGAAUUAUGUACCAUUUGCUGAGAGGUCUUUGGAAGUUGUAGUGGAUUUAUACCAAAAGACUGCUUGCCACAAAGCUGUUGUAAAUGAGAAAGUUCUUCAGAACAUUAUUAAGACAUUGAGGAUACCUCUAAGUCUGAAGUAUUCCUGUCCAUCUGAAAGCACAUGGAAGCUGGCAGUAUCUUCUCUUCUUAAAGUUCUUUCUAUUGGACUACCAGUUGCAAGGCAGCAUGCAUCUUCUGGAAAAUUUGACAGUAUGUGGCCAGAACUAGCUAACACUUUUGAAGACUUUUUGUUCACCAAAAGUAUACCUCCAGAUAAUCUCUCUAUUCAAGAGUUCCAGAGAAAUGAAAGUAUUGAUGUUGAGGUUGUGCAACUUAUCAGUACAGAGAUACUGCCAUAUGCUAAUUUUAUUCCCAAGGAAUUUGUUGGUCAGAUAAUGACUAUGCUUAAUAAAGGCUCAAUACAUUCUCAGUCAUCCUCAUUUACAGAAGCAGAAAUAGAUAUUCGAAUGAGAGAGGAAUUUUCUAAGAUAUGCUUUGAAACUCUGCUUCAGUUUUCAUUCAGUAAUAAAGUCGCAACUCCUCAGGAAGGCUACAUCUCUAGAAUGGCACUCUCUGUACUUCUGAAAAGAUCACAAGAUGUACUGCAUCGUUACAUAGAAGAUGAAAGAUUAAGUGGCAAAUGUCCUCUUCCACGGCAACAAGUAACAGAAAUCAUAUUUGUUUUAAAAGCUGUCAGUACACUCAUAGAUUCACUUAAGAAAACUCAGCCUGAAAAUGUUGAUGCUAACACCUGGGCACAAGUUAUUGCUUUGUAUCCAACUUUAGUAGAAUGUAUCAGCUGUUCAUCAUCAGAAGUUUGUUCUGCUCUCAAAGAAGCACUAGUUCCCUUUAAGGACUUCAUGCAUCCACCAGCAUCCAAGGUACAAAAUGGAGAGUCUUGACCAGAUAAAACUUUCUUUUAUUUUUGAAGGAAAAAAUAUCCCAAAAAUAUUUGUUUCCAAGAGAGGCUUCUCUGAGGAUAUCUCUUGUGACUAGUACAUGGCAACCAGUGUUGACUGCCUUUUAACUACUAACAAGAGCUCAGUAAUUCAUGAAUUCAUACAAGCUUGUAUCUCAAAGGUGCCAGAGUGAGUAGCAGUGCAAGCCUUUAAUAAAUUUAAUUGACUAGGGUGGAAUCAAUUAUAAUCUAAUGUACUAGCUACAGUAUCUUGAAGUGGUGACUGAAAAGUGGGCUUAUGUACAGCUUGUUGUGUAUGUGUUAAUGAUGUAAUUAAAAAAAAAAAGUAUUUCAAUUCAGUCAGAUUUAUUGGGCUGGUGUUUUGCACCCUUUUUUGAAGUACGGAAUUGUAUUAAAAUUUUAUGCAAGAUGGUACUGUAACAUUCCAUAUUAUCUGUAACCAGCCUUUGUAAACAAAGGGAACUGAUACACGUGUGUAUAAUAAAUGGUACAGUUCUGUAUAAAAUAGUUGCAUUUAUUAUUUAAAUUCUUUUUAAAAUAUUGAUAAUGUUAAAUGCUUGAUGAUGUAUUUAUUAUGAAUAAGUUAUAUGCUUGCAUUUUUACUUACAAUUUGCCUUCUUAAUUGGCAGAUAUGCUUAUUCAUAUCUGAUCAUGCCGUUAAUUUUUUUUUGCUUAUUUGAAUGUAUCUUAUCUGUGGCCGUUGGACAUCUCAACAAAGAGGUCAUAUGACAGAAGACAGCAGCAAACAGUCAACAAUCUGCUGAUUUCAAACUUUAAAGUUUCAACCUGAAAUGAGUUUGAAUGUGCAGAAAUACACUGUAGUGUAAUCCAACUUUCUACAGUACCUCACUUCACAAAGUACUUGUUUCAGUGUAUUCAUUUUACUUGCGUCUACUCAUUUUUGUAGUUGCUGUCUUGCUUGAAAAGAACAAUUUGUAUUUGGGAUUUAUAUCCCUUUUUGUCCAUAAUGGCAAUUGUCACUGUCUUUGAAUUAUGACCCAGGAAAGGUGAUUUGAAAUAUCUCAAAUAUUUGGCUGUAAAAUUUUUUUGUUCAAUAAUCAUAAGCUCUUUGUUUUGUAAUGUCUUUUCAACCCAAACAAUAAUUGUUCUAACCUUUAAGUAUAAAAUGUGUGUGAUAAAACCAUGGGAAGUGUGUUUUUGAAGAUAGUUAUUCAUUAGAAGUGCAGUAAACUUUCUGUCAUGAAGUAAAUGAGAUCUUUGUUUCCCUUUCAUGAACUGCAUAACUUAAGUAAAACAUCUGAGUAGCUGUAGUCUUGUUAAAGCUAAGCCAUGAAAUAGCAUACUAUUUGUAUAUAAUUGUUAUUUGAGUAGUAAUUCACCUGUAUGUUGAUGUUUAUGACCAUUGAUGUGAAAGCACAAAGGCAAAGCUUUUAAAAAAUAGGAGUCUAAAGUUUUUAGCUUCUAAAUUCACAGCUAGGCUCUUGCCUGCUUUUCCAAGUACUGUAUUCCAAACAGUUACUUUGGAAGUCAUAUGAGAUUAUUAGGAGCUGUUAUAAUCAGAAGUUAGAAAAAAUCAAAUAGGUGCCUUUAUAUGGACUUCAGAGUUCAAUGGUAGAUUUCCAUUCUUUAAAACGUUAUGCUGAUAUUAAAAGUAAUGAUCAUGCAUAAUACUAACACUCUUCAGUUUGCUUUAGAUUUGUGUAGGAUAAAGGGAUAUCCACUGGUUCAUGUGAACAGAUGCAAAUUUAUAGAGGGUGCUAGUGGUGUGCGUGUUGGAGGAUGAAUUGACCAGAGUUAGAGCUCCUGGAUUUAUAUAAUGCUAGCUAGUGCUGUUACUCCAUAUUAUGCUUAUUUUAAAAAGCAAGGGAACUUUUUUCUCUAUAUUUUAAACCACAUUAAAUACACAGUGAGCUUUAAGACUCUGUGUACUCUUUUAUGAAUGUUAUAUGGAACUCUAUCCUCAAUCUUGGAUAAAACUGUUUCUAGCCCAGUUUUAGAGAACACAAAAUUUGUACUAGGAAGCCAAAUGCUAGCUGAAUUAAGUUUGAGGAGCAUAUUGCAAUGAUUUAGGACUAGUCUGUACCACAGCAAUGGUACUAUGUCCUGGGGUUGAGCAUACCCCACCUUCCUUAGUCUGCUGAUCUGCUCCAAGACUAGAAGUUUGCCAGUCAGGCUGCUCCUGUCUCAUCGCCAGUUCUCACUCUUGAACUCUUGAGUUUCUGGCUGGCCCGAGAGGAGAUGGUGUGAGCAAUGAGUCAGAGCAGCUUUUCUUGUGAACUCCCCAGCUCCUGCGGUUUCUCAGAUGACUCGGGUAGGCUGGACAUGGACAAAGCAUGCUCAGCCCUGAACUCUCUAAGAGUGGCCACUGACAUGGUAUGGACAAGCCUUUAAUGUCAGUUUUAAGAUAACAAAUGUAUCUUUUUUAGAAGCAGUUCCAAAAUAUAAUACAGGAGCCUUUAUGCAACUGAACAUCUGUUAUCAGUUCUCUAACGGUGAAAAUUUAAAAACAACUGUGAUGCCAAAAAGCAACAGGGUUUGGGGAUCAGAUAGUGUUGCCAUCCAUGAAAGAAGGAUCAUGGCCCAUAAUGAUGUAGGGGGAAAAAAAAUAAGAAUUGGAGAAUGGUAGCCCCUUCGUCUUAUUUAGAAUGUACCAUCUUAGCUUACAUUAUUAGGGAGGCAACAUAUACAUGUGAGCACAUUAUAUUUAGCUGUUUGUUUUUUUUAAUUUGGGAAAUCAGGCUAAAGGUACAAUUACCUCACUAAUGUACAUGCUCAUUUUAGUUGAGUGAAGAUCCUUCAGCUUUGGUCUUUACCAGACAUCUUAUGUUUAUAUUUAUUUCUGCUUCUAGAACUUUUAAUGUACUUUUAUCAUCUGCAGACACACACCUUUUAAAAACUACAAAAAGCAGUCUUCUACCAUUUGUUCAUUUAUCAUCCCUUUAGUUAUUAAAUGAAUGAUAUAGCUUUGUACAUCUGGAAUUUGCCUUACAGCUGACAUUUGAAUCUAUAUGGCCAUCGUUUCCUAUUUCAUGUAAAUUACUAGCAUAUCAGAGCUAAUAAAACAUGCAUUUAAUUUGGAAGAGAGCUUUUCUACUGGCUAGUUUCUCUUGAUGAGAAUCUUAGUCUGAUUAUAGUAUCUACCUGCUUACCAUCUGAAGUCUUUCUUUUCUCUGUUGAGAUUUCUUACUGUCUAAUAUUUGUCCAUCGUUGCACAGCUUUCUCAAAUUUGAUCAAAAUACAAAUUUUCAACCUCAUAGCAAGAGAGUCUAUGUAUUUUUCUUCUAAAGAAAACUAGGAAAAAUUUAGACCUUGAAUCUGCAAGCAUCAUGCAUGUGUUUUAACUUUACAUACGUGAGUAAUAUGAAUACUUGACUUGAGUAAUAUGUGAAAUGUUUACAAGAUUGAGGUUUCCACUGUGUUGCUGAAAGCAGCUAAAGGAGAACUUGAUGAUCUCCCUCAGACUGCAAAUGACUAUAAGGAGAUGCAUCUUCCACAAGCUCUGAAAUAAAAUAAAAAAUAUUGGGAGCCAGAAAUGAAAAUGUACUGGUCCUGAUGGCUGCGGUAAAAUAUCCAGAGGUCAAAAAAAAACCCGCAGAGAAAAAAAGUGGAACAGCGUGCUGCUCAAAAGUGGAGCCUGGUUUGCUGGAGCCAUGUUGCAGCUGCCGGUAAGAUUCUGCACAGCAGAACUAUUGCUGCUGCAGACCCAGGAGGCCCCCAGGACCCUAAGUAAGGCUGCUGGGGCCAGCCCAGUGCUGACCCCAGCCUCCCCUUCCACCCUAAGGGUAACUUGCUUCAUGCCAGAGGGCGUUUGGCAGGGGCAUUCCCUGGCAACAACCAGCGGUGGCGCAAGGUGCACCACCACUAGUUGUCCCCAGGGAACCAAACAUCCACACCACGUGGAUGAGGCAUAGGUGCCCAAGUGGGAUUCUGUUCCACCCUUUUCAAGUCCUUGAAAAAUAGUUUAUGCAAAAGACGAGUGGGUCCUCUUCCUCCUCAAUGGCUUUUUUUGUGUCUCAGUCAUAAGGAUAAAGUGUUACGAAGUAGGUACAUUGAUGAUUUUUAGAGACUUGAACAGGAUUGAACUGAAUUACAAAGUUCACUGAAGAUGUUAAUUUAGAUAAAAUAGAAGUUGGUACCUAGGGUAUCUUUUAUUUGAUCACCCUAAUGUUGAUGUUAUUUUUUGUUAAUUUUAUUACAGACUCUGUAAUGGACACUCAGGUUGUUCCUGAGGUGACCUACCAUUAACAACAGUUUUGUUGUCCUUCUCCUUUAUUACCCUACUAACUUUUUUGCCUUCUGGUAAUGUCAAUAUCUUGCAAUAUCCAAGCUAUCCAUAGCAUAGUUCUGCAGUACAUGGAAUUUAGCUGCUAGAGUAUUUGAUAUAAUUUAAGUUCUUCAUGUUUUUGACAGAGGAAGAAAAAAAUCAGUAUUCCUGUUCCACUGCAUGAAGUGUGUCUUCGUGCAUUACUGAACUGUUAAACAAAAUUAAAUGUAACAAGGAAGUUUCAAACAAUAACUUUAAGCAAAUUUCUUCUGUUUUCUUACCCUCUAAAAAAUUGUACUUGCUGCAUAGACCAUCUGCCAUUUUACCCUGUUUAUAUUCCUGUCUACUUAGGUUAAUCUAUAAAUAAGGAGCACAAAUUAUUGUUUAUUCUUCUUGGAAAUAAGACUUUGGCAAUUUACAUAAAAUAAUUGCUUGUAAGAAGAAACCAGAAUAAUAAAAAGAAUAGUAUUCAAGUAAUCCAUGUUUUAAAACGCAAUAUGGCUUUUCCCCAGUUUAUGCAGUAAAAUGCAAAGGUAAUCGGGUACAUAUAUGAAAAUAUUUUUAGUAAAAGUGUACUGAUACAUCAGUCUGAUAUCGGAUCAGCACUGACAUAAAAAAAAUUGACUAUAUCGGAAAUCACCCAGAUGUGGCCGAUUUUAAUUUGGCCAGUAAAUGCCCGUGCAUGUGUAUAGCCACAGCGCAGCAUGCAGGCAGCAAAGAGCACAGCUUGGCAGCUUGGAGAGCUGUGUGCAGCUGGUAAGUCUGUUGUGGUGGAAUGGGAAGAGGGAAGAAAGGGGCAUGGGAGGGCAGAUCAAGGCCCCCGUGGUGAGGGAGGGAGUGGGGCUGGGGGGUGGGGUAGGCGCUGCCCAGCCGGGGGCAAGGCAUGGGACGGAGCCACGGCUCCUCUGGGGGGCACGGGGAGGAGUGGCUCCUGUUGCUGCAUGCACCCUGGGAGGGCACAGGGGGCAUGUGCCCCCCAGAUCUGUGCAGGGCAGGGUAGGCUGCAGCUGGGGCCGGGGACCUUGCCGGGCUCUUCCCAGGUCUGGGCCAUGCUGUGCUUGGGGUGAGCGGUGGCACUGGAAGGGGGCUACAGUGCGGGGCUGCAGCCACCCCAAAUUUUGUUGUAGCCCCCCAUAGACCUCCCAGCACUUCCGCCACCCUCCUCAGCUGCAGCCUGCCCUGUCCCUUGCAGAUCUGGGGGGCACAUACCCCACCCCACCAUGCCCUCCUGGUGUCUGUGCAGCAGUGGGAGCUGCUCCCCCUUACCACGCCCCCCAGAUGAGCUGCUGCUCCAUCCUGCACCCUGCCCCACCCUGCCUCGGCUGGGCAGCACCUAUCCCAGCCCCACUCCCUCCCUCAACAUGGUGGGCAUUGAUCUGCCCCCCCCCGCCCUUUCCCUCCACCUUCCCUUUCCAUCACAACAGACUUACCAGCUGGAUGCAGCUGUAUUAGAAAUCGGAUUGAUAUUGGCUGAUAUGCCUCCUUUAAAAAUUGGCUAUUGGUCCCAAAAAUUUCUAUUGGUGCACCCCUAAUUUUUAGUAGUGUUCCAAUAGAUGAGUAGGAUUUUAUUGUAGGACUGAAUCUUUUCUGCAAGUGUGCGUAUAUUGGAGGCAGGAUGAAUCAGUCAUGACCAAUAUCCACAGAGCAGUUAUUCACAGAGCAGUUUACUUUUAUAAAUUUGGUAUACAGCUUUUCAGUUCUUAAGGAGUAAUUUUUAAACUUCAAAGGCGUUUACAUUGAAAAGUAUUUUUGUUUCCAUUAUGCUUUAUUUUGUUUGCAGGCUUCUUCAUAUGGCUACACUCAUUGUUAAGAGACUCAAAACCAUGCUGUAUGUUUGUGGCAUAAUUAAGGAUUAUUUUGUGAAAAUAUUAUAUGUCAAAAGUGAUGGGAAAAAUCAGCAAAAGCAUGAACGUUGUCUGAAUAUGCCAUCUGUAAUUGAUGCUAGGUUGUCAUUGAGAAAAAAUUAUAUAUUACAUAGAUUUUGAGACCAUUUCCAACUUCUACAGUUGUAACAUAAUAGUGUUUUAUUGUGUGUUACUCUGCCAAGAAGGAAACAAUCCAAUGAAUAAGUAACACGGCUAGUAGCCUUUUCUUUAUUCAAACAGAAACAGUGACCUACUGUUCUUGAGUUACGAAAGUUUAGUUGUACAAAACAGUUUUAGUCUGAAGCUUUUACCACAAGACAUUCCUGGCAAUACGUUUUUGUCUCCCAAGAUCAAUUACUGUCUAGCAAGGGUGUCAGACCUAACUCUGCUCAUGGACAUAGUUUUAGCUUAGCCUUUUAAGUGCCUUACUUGUAGGUGGCUAAUAAAGUUUAUUGUUUACAGCCACUUAUAAAUGCUUUUACACUUCCUAAUGUGUUUUGUCUAAACAGUUUGCAGAUUGGUUAGGAAACUGGAAUACUGUAACAACCAUGUAUCAUGCUGACUAAUCUCGUCUCAUUGUUACCUUGUGCUCAUUUGUCUUUGUCUGCAUCUAUCUAUUGUGUCUCAUCUUUUAUAAUUAGAUUGUAAGCUCUUUGGGGCAGGAACCACCUUUGUUGUAUAUGUACAAUGCCUCUCUCAGUGGGGCCCCUGAUUAGGGCCUACAGGCACAAAUAAAUGAUGAUGAUGAUGUA